Molecule: messenger RNA, 285 nt
Organism: Iphiclides podalirius (scarce swallowtail)
Lineage: Eukaryota; Metazoa; Arthropoda; Insecta; Lepidoptera; Papilionidae
Source: the annotation of a GenBank genome assembly
AUGAAGACGUUACCCCCGAACAAUACAAACUGCAAGCUGCAAGCAAGUGUGAGCGAGCGGCGGCGACACGACGCCGGCACGAGAACGCGGCGUGUCCCCGCGAUCGCCAUUGGCCCGUUCCGCACGUGGCCUGAUCUCGUACCAUGGCAACGCACCGCACCCCGCGCGUCGCGCCACGCUCCCCGCCGCUCGAUUAUUCGCGGACGCGCAGUCGGUCGCCUUCUCGCUGAUCACAGUCGCGCUGCAGUCUCGCGACGGUACGUCUUUUCGUUGAUCCGCCAGACU